AUGCCUUCCACGAAGGUCUUUACGGCCAUCCUGGCCGCUAUGGCCGUUCCUAUGGCUAAUGCCGGCAACUGCAAGCCCAAGCCUAUCACUACAACCGACGUAGUUCUGCCCGGAGUCACAACCUCUGGCACCGUCACUGCUAUCACAUCCGGAACCGAGACUGGCACUCCUACCACCGAGACUUCUGCCGCCACAACCACUGAGGCUGCUUGCUCCAAGUAUACUCCUUACGAACUCCAGCCUGCCGACUGUGGCAAGAAGGGUGUUGCUCCCAACUGUGGUGACAAGAUCAUCGGAACUCCCUCGACUUGUGUAGACUGGACCGAGUGCGGUAACACCUGUGGCAAGACUCUUGGCUGCAAGUCUUUCUCUGUCAAGGGACGCACUUGCACUCUGUACAAGACGGUUGUUGGGGAGCUCGGCUGGACUGCUAGUGAGGGUGCUGGCUCUAGCGAGUUCUACGAUCUUGAGCUUUGCUUCACAUGUGCUGAAGAGUCCAGCGCUACCUCUGGCACUGAGACUGCCACUGGUGGCCAGACUACCGAGACUGCUGCUGGUACCGAGACCACCGACACUGCUGUUGUCCAGACUACCAACACUGCUACUGUUGGUCAGACCACUGAGACUGUUGUUGGCACCGAGACCACUGAAACCGCUGCUGUUACCGAGACCACUGAGACUGCUGCCAGCACUGGAACCACCGACACUGCUGUUGUCCAGACUACCAACACUGCUACUGUUGGUCAGACCACUGAGACUGUUGUUGGCACCGAGACCACUGAAACCGCUGCUGUUACUGAGACCACCGAGACUGCUGCUGGUGUUCAAACUACCGACACUGCUGCCGGCACUGAGACUACAGAGGCUGCCGUCACUACUACUGAGGCUGCUUCCACAACUGCUGCUGGCUGCACUGCUGCUUACACCACCGUUGACAGCGCCCCUGUCGAGUCUUGCGCCGUCAUGGGCCGAUCCCAGGAUGGUUCCCCCAUUGAGAUGUAUAGAGAUAUCGACAGUGCCGACGAGUGUGCCACCAAGUGCGCUGACUUUGUCAAUGAGGAAAACGCUGGCGAGGUCUGCAACACCUUCUCUUACCAGGUUGAGUCUGGUUCAUGCCAACUUUACGCCGAUUCGCUGUACGAACUGAACGUUGACGAUUCCGAAUGCGAAGAGGGCUCCAUCUGCCCGGCGGACUCCUCCUUUUACGAGCUCCACGCCUGCUAUGCUAAGUGCGAUGGGUAUGUUGUUCCUACAACCACCGAGGCUGGCACCACUGAGGCUACUGGCACCACCGACGCUGCUGUCACCACUGAUGCCGCUACUACCACCGAGGCCGGUACCACUGAGGCUGCUGGUACCACUACUGAGGAGGCUGCUGGUACUACUACUACCGAGGAGGCUGCUGGUACUACUACUACCAAGGAGGCUGCUGGUACCACUACUGAGGAGGCUGCUGGUACUACUACUACCGAGGAGGCUGCUGGCACCACCACCGAAGCUGCUACUACUACUGAAGCUGGCACAACCACUGAGGCUGCUGGUACUACUACUACCGAGGAGGCUGCUGGUACCACUACUGAGGAGGCUGCUGGUACUACUACUACCGAGGAGGCUGCUGGCACCACCACCGAAGCUGCUACUACUACUGAAGCUGGCACAACCACUGAGGCUGCUACCACCACCGAGGCCGCUACCACUACUGAAGCUGCUCCCGUCUGCACAAACUACAUCCCCAAGCCCAACCGCCCCAGCACUUGCGGCCAGCAAGGCAAGGUCAGCUGCCGUUCUUCUCAGAAGCUCGGCCAGCCCGUAUGGACUGCCAGCGCCGACAAGUGUGGCAAGAUCUGCGGAACCACCGAGGGCUGCAAGACCUUCUCCUUCACGUACAACGGCUCCAAGUGCCAGCUCUACAGCGCUGCUCUGGACCAGCUCACCUUCACUCCUUGCAACACUGGCGUCAAGUUCUACGACCUUGAGAAAUGCUACAGUUGCCAGAACGAGGUCACUCCCACUCCUCCUGCCACAUGCUCCAAGUAUGUUUCCGACCCCAACUGCAGCAGCAACACCUACUGCGGUACUCGCGGUUCCAUCUGCGAGGAGGUACUCAUUCCCAACGUCGGUGAUGCCUCAUGCCUUGAGAACUGUGCCAAGAGCUGUAUCGAAUACGGCGCCGAGUGUGUGUACUUCAGCUACAAGCCCACCACCCCCUGGGGCAGCGCCAAGUGCAAGCUGUACAAGUCUGGCAAGAUCAUCAAGAACAAGAACUCCAUCAUCAAGUUCUACCAGCAGCCUUGCUUCAAGUGCCAGAACCCUCCUGCUCUGUAA
Messenger RNA from Fusarium graminearum PH-1, 2325 nucleotides. RefSeq lists its product as uncharacterized. The record is from RefSeq and is a predicted model, not a curated record. Lineage: Eukaryota; Fungi; Ascomycota; Sordariomycetes; Hypocreales; Nectriaceae. Bases 1 to 2325 code for a protein of 774 amino acids. The transcript has a single exon.